This is a messenger RNA of Meleagris gallopavo (turkey), 7714 nucleotides long. The record is from RefSeq and is a predicted model, not a curated record. Lineage: Eukaryota; Metazoa; Chordata; Aves; Galliformes; Phasianidae.
ACUCUGGGGGGGUUUUAAAGAAUUCAUCCACAAAUUUUCUUUUGAUAGCAGUUACACAAAGGCUGAAGGUCUUAAAUAUUACCUGCAAAAUAAGAUUUAACUGUUCACUGCUUCAUUACUGACCCAUACUCAAAGGAAAAAAAUCAGGUAUGUACAAAUGAGUUGAGGAGUUAAAGUAUUUUUCAUCACAUGCUUUUAUAUCAAGGUGGGUGAUAAAGAUAAACCAGUUUGGAAGGUUUGGAUCAGCGUUAAAUUGAUGUUCUUUGCUCCUGUGAGUUAGGCCUUGAAAAUGUUUUGAACUCACCCAAACAGCUGUCUUAAUUUCGUAGAAGUUACUAAUGAAGAACUAAUGAAGUAUUCCCUCUGGGCCAGUACAGAGUAACAGAGAGUAACUUCUAGUACUUUGUGGUGAAAAAUGAGGGUUUUAUUUUGCUGUGAGUUCUUUCUUAUGUGUGAUGCAAGUUAGAAGGCUCCUAAUGAUGACAGAGCUCUUCAUGGUCUUCUAAACAAAGUAAGGGAAGAGGAGCUCAAGUCAUUCAAAAAUGGCUAUUUCUGUUUUGUUCACUUCCCAGUUCCAGACUCUCUCCUUCUAUGCAUAUCUUGAUCUCGCUAAGAGACAUAGUCUCCUUUAGUUUUUCAUCACAGUGUGUGUAAGAUGCUUUGGUGAUGCUAAAAAUACAGCAAAAAUUUGAAAAGCUGUCUGGUCUAUCAUAUCCAUGUGCUCACAGUUAAACUGGCUGCUAGAUCUGAGGGCAGGAAGAUACCUCUGUUCAAAUCAGAUAUACAAAUUCUUGAACUUGAAAGUCUCCAACACGAUGUGUUUCUUAAGAUCAUAUCUGUAUUUUCACAGAAUAAGUUUCCUCAUAGUAGGGUGUAGUGGUGUAUGAAGUGCUAGUAAAGUGAGCCCAGAUGUUAUGGAAAAGAUGCCCAGGUGUCUUGGCAUUUCUGAAGUUAGAGUCAACUAAUAGCACCAUUUAACCAUGGUUAUUGAGACUCUGAGGGGAACAGAGACUGGAAAACUCACAACGCUAUACUGUAAAACAAAUUUCUUGUAAUUUUCCAAUAACUAUUCCCUCUUCUACAGUUCUUUCAUAAAUUUGUCUCGUUUCAACUUUCUAUUUUGAAAACCUUUGGUGAUUUCCUUUCACAUUCAUAAGUAAAAUGUGGUCAAUGCAACAAUUUACAAACACAUACAUAUAAGCGAUAUUAAUAUCAUGGAGGAACAGUUAAAAUUUAACAAGUUUCUCAGAGCUCCCCUUCUAAUCAAUAAUAUAUCAAAAACGCUUUGCAAAUUCCAUUUUCACAGUCCUCAUGCCUUGUAAUAGCCAAGCAGAAAGCCAGCAGCCUUCUUCAAUCAGAUCUUUUGGGAUUCUCAAGAAGAUGAGAAUUUAAAAUCAAGAGCUUUAAAAGAACAGUGAAGUGCACAACUUGAAGAACAGAAAAAAUAAGUAAAUUAGUAAAUGUGAAUGAUUUUUCUUCACUUACCAACAGGGAAGCAAUUCAGUGGAAUACUGUCAUUGUACAUGGAAAAGGGAUGGCGUGAUGGGAAAUCCUCCAGGAAUGCCACUGUUUAAAACAAGAAUUUAGAGCUUUAGUAGGAAAAAUAACUGAUUGUCAUUUAAGAAAAAAGAAACAACACAACAAACAAAACAGAUAAAAUUGAUGGGUGGAACAUCUAGUCAUUCCUUUCAUUAAUUUCAUUACUUUGGAACUUCCUUGCUCUUAUCAAAAUGGAAAGUGCUUUGUAUUGGCUUCUGUGAAACAUUCACUCCUUUCUUUUAUAUCAUAAUAGAAAAAUCACCUUGUAGGGAAAGCUCUUUUAUUAGCUGAAAUACACAUUAGCAUGUUUUAAUCCCAGCAUCUGAUCUACUUAAUGACAGAGCAAAGAUCUAUAAAAAUGCCUCAACAUAAAUAGCAAGAGUUGCACUUAGAGCACUUCAAACUAUGAGGGGUUUGCAAACCACAGCACACAUCCAGACAGACCUCCUGAGCUGAGCAUGUGGUUUUACCAAAUGCAUGCAUUUCAACAACUGUAGUGAUCAAGUUUUGCAUGAAACUGCGCCAUUUCUUUUUUAGAGAUGGUUCUUUAACAUUUACAGGAACCUUUCAGUAUCUCAGCAGAUAACAGUUGUCAUUACAAAGUAUGAUGGGCCACCCUCUGAAACUAAUAAGACCCUCCACAAUUUAAAUGUUAAUCCCAACCAGCCACAUCUGGAGUACUCUAUCCAGGAGUUCUGGGCUCCUCAGUUUAAGAAAGACAAGGAACUUGUAGAGAGAGUCCAGCAGAGAACUACAAAGAAGAUUAGGGGCUUGGAGCUUCCCUUAUGAGGAAAGGCUGAGAAAGCUGGGAUUGUUCAGCUUGGAGAAGACCGAGAAGGGAUCACAUCAAUGUAUAUAAAUAUUUAAAGGCAAAAGUAAGAGGAUGGGGCCAGGUUUGUUUUGUUUUGUUUUGUUUUUUUUCUCAGCAGUAGAGAAAGAAGAAACAAGCACAAACUGGAACGCAGGACGUUCCAUCUGAACAUGAGAAAAAUCUUUACUUUGAGGGUGACAGAGCACUGGAACAGGCAGCUCAGAAAGGUUGUGGAGUCUCCUUCUCUGGAAACAUUCAGAACUCAUCUGGACAAUUUCCUCUGCAACCUGCUGAGGGAGCCUGCUUUAGCAGAGAGUUGGGCUAGGUGGUUUCCAGAGGUCCCUUACAACCCCUACAAUUCUGUGAUGCCAUUUGUGCACACGUGUUCUCUUGGGUAGGCUGCUAAAGAUUGAAAUGCUUAAAACUUAAUUGAUACUCAGUCUGUUUUGAAGGCAACAAUGUUGCAUCUGCCCAACAGACAUUAUUCAAAGGCCACAACAAAGCCUCCAUCACAAACUCUGCUUUUGGCAGCGUUCAGUCUAUGCGACUUCCUGGUCUUAGAGCACUUCACCCUCUUUCUCUUUCACUUGUCCUAAGUUCUUUUCCCUAAUACACAGAAAGGAUUCUGUUCAUGACAGCAAUAUCUGUAGUAGCCAAACAAAAGUCAUUUUUGGAGUACUGGUGUUUUUGUAUUUGUGUGGGUUUUUUUAUGAACUUCCUGCCAGUGUUAAGCUAAGCGCCUAGUGAAGGAGGCAGAAAGAGAAAGAGAAGUCUGAGUAACAUUUUCUGCAAGUGCUGUUGCCUUAUCCUGUCCUAUCACACACUCCCACAACUCAAAAAGCAAUGUGGUUUUGGUACUUCCUUCCUCACAUGGCUACAGACUCAGCUGCUCUUUGCACGUAAGAAAGUUGCUUGUAAAAAGUUACCAUUCUAAACUUUGCUUUCUUUUCUAAGACAUUGGGUUUGAACCAUUUAAAAUAAAAUCAAAGACUACACACUGUAUUUUAAGCAGAAAGUGAUUAAUUUGCUGAGUGAAUUCAAUGAGCAACUUUUCUCUUUCAGUUUUUCCUCAAAACUGGCUGAUGUAAACCCUCACAACGGCCAGCCCAGGUUUCAGUCCAGAAAGCCUGCAGACACUCAGAUCACAUUCACACCUGUGGGACUCUAAACUAAAACAACUUUUGACUCUAAAGCCUGUGGCCUUUACUUUACUUCUUUAGCAGAAAUUAAGCUCAAUAUUUUGAAAGAUACUUACUCAGCCUCUGCUAUGAUAGUGAAUUAGCCAAGCACAAGUGUUGUAAUCCACUUCUCCACGAAAGCAUGUGUCUCAGCAGGGCACAGUUCUCACCAGAACAUUUCCUGAUACUCCCCUGGAGUCUUACUAUUCACAUAGCAACAUACUGAUUACCUGCAGCACAAGAUUUAUUGUGCAGACAGGUGUGAAUUCCAUAGGAAAACAGAGAAGCUUGUGAUUUGGAAAAUUUCUUCCCUCAUACAGUUUACUUGGGUGACAACAUCUGACUGAGAUAGCUGUAAUUCUGUAACCAUUCUCAGGUUGUUAACAUUUGUGUGCACGUACUUAUUUCAAAAGGAGCAAGGAUGACAACAUUUGCUUAAACUUGGUAAAUUGCAAAGUAGUCUUAAAAAAGAAAACCCUCACAAUAUCCUUCCUCCGUCUGUUUUCAUAUUCAUCCUGGAGUCCAUGCCCCUAACAUAAAAUCACCCGUUUUUAUCAUUUUUAGACACACUGUUUUGAAAUUACUUGUUAUCUGAUACUUGCUGGCAGCUCAGUCUGCCUCCGUUGCACUUCCAUAAUCUGAAUUACAGCAAGGUACAUACUGGGGAAGCAGCAAUGGCAAGACAGCAGGCACUUAUGUGGCUCAGGAUUAUAGAAAUAGUAAGUUUUUAUUGGCUUUUUGUUAAAUGGUAGAGUGCUUGAAAGCCUGCCUUACUCAGGUUCUGCCCAGAAAAACAGUUAGACAUGAAAGAGAUGCACAAAUCAGAUAAUUAGGGGACCAGUGUUGGUAAGAAAAAGAUAUGAAACAGGAAGAAAAACAAGACACUGGUAACUGCCUGGCAAUUCCUGGACACAUGCAAAGAUUUUAUAAUACUGAUAUUAAGUUUAUUGCCAGAUCUAAGAUCUAUGGAAAAGGAAUCUGCACUUACAAACAAUAAAAUUAAGCUUGUACAGAAUUUAGACUCUGACAUAAGCAGACAGGUUUGGUUCCUGAUUUUUCUUCAUAAUACUUUUACUUCCACAUUCUGCUAGAGUUGUAUAAUAUAAGCCAGAAGUCAAAUGGGGCAUUUUCAACCAUAUGUGUGUAACCCACUUGCUUUGGCUGCCACAGGACUUUCUGAGUGGACUUCCUAUAAAAAGAAAUGAGAUUUAAGAAUCGGAGUAUGACUCAGCAUAUGUUUUCUUUGAAACAAAAACUUUCUUUGAAACAAGAUCAUCGUUGAGGAAAAUUUCAUUAGCAGCAGAGCAGAGUGAUGUUGCUCUCAGUGGGCUGAAUUCAGUUGUUCUCUUUGACUGCGUCCUGUAACCUUGGUGCUCUUCUCAGGCACUCAGUGAAUAUAAAAAACAUCACUCACAGUAGUAGGGUAGGGUAUGGAUGCCAGCAAUAAGUGCAGCUUAACUGCAUGCUCCUGACCUAAAGAUCUUUGAGGGUUGUAUUUCACUGGUUGUUAUUCACCCUAACGUUGCACACAAACUACACACGAGUGAUGAAAAUCACAUCAAAAUCUCUGUAGACAUAAAGAUGUAUUCUUCUUAUGUUUCAUUUGUAUUUCUGCCCUGCCCUGCAAAUGUGUUAUGACAUGAAACUGAUGGGAGGGAUUCCUGACUGUGCAUAUCAUGAUUGUGGAGGGAGGGGGACAAAAAGAAAAGAAAGUCACAAGCAUUGUUAGUAAACUAAGUCAAGAAAUAAACAGAAAUGAAGGAAGGACAUCUUUCUUCCCAAAAUGGGGCCAAACACAAAAGUGCCCUGAAAAUUCAGGAUACAGUCAAGAAGAUGAUGGCUGGUCUUCAUUUGAUGAAGAUGAUGACUAUGAAAGCCCUGAUGAUGACCAGGAAAAGGAAGAUGAGGCUGACUAUGAGUCACCAACGGAAGAAACUGAGGAAGCAGAACAUGACAGUGAUGGCUAUGAGCCACCUCCAUCCAAUAAUGAUGAAGCACAGCACAAUGUCAUAUUUCCUGCAAAGUCACUUGCAAACAACACAGACUAUAUAGACAGGCCUCCAACAGCCAGAUCAUCACAUCAGCCUCCAGUACCACCCCAGCGGCCAGGCCCAUCCCCAGCACCAGCCUCAUUUGGGGGAAGAGGUGCUUCUCUGCCAGCUUUCCCUCCUCUACCAAGCAACAAUGACAGACAUGUCAAGCCUUCCAAACCCCCAGCUCCUUCUAUAGACAGAAGCACGAAACCCCCACUGGAUCGCCUUGCUCCACCAUUCGAAAGAGAAAGCCCAGUACCAGGGAGGAAGCCAGGCCAUCCUGAAAAGCUUCUUGCUCCACAGCUAAGAGCACUGGGAGAACAGCUAGCAAUGAUGCCAAAACCUCCUGUACCACCAAGUGAUAGAUAUGAAAGAGGAAAUCCAUCUCCUCUAAGGAAGCCAAUCCCUGUAAAGCAGGGCUGGGCACAACAGAAAAGACCUGAAGAAGAAGAAGAACAUACACCCCAAAGACCAGUGCCACAGAUAUCUUUGCCCCCAUACAACUCCAAUACAUUCCCAUCAAAAUCUAUCAAGCCUCUACCUAAGGCAGGUGUGGUGCCUGGUGCUGAAAGUGCCAGAAGCCUGUCUGCAAGUGGCUCACUACCACCUCGCUUUCCCCAAGGCAACAACAGCAGAUCUCCUUCAAGAGGCACAGCUGAUUUAAGACCUCCGUUGCCCAUUCCUAGCAGACAGACUGCUCACCAAAUCAACACAGAGGAAGAUGAGGAUUCACUAAAUGAUGAAUGGUAUGUUGCUUAUAUUAGUCGGCCAGAAGCAGAGGCAGCUCUUCGAAAAAUAAACAAGGAUGGAACUUUCUUAGUAAGAGACAGCUCAAGAAAAACUAUCACUCAUCCGUAUGUAUUGAUGGUGCUGUACAAGGAUAAAGUAUACAAUAUCCAGAUUCGUUACCAGGAGCAAGAUCAGACAUAUUUGUUAGGAACUGGCUUAAAAGGAAAAGAGGAUUUUUCUUCUGUAGCACAUAUCAUCGAUUAUUUCCAAAGAACGCCUCUUCUUCUGAUUGAUGGAAAAGACAGGGGUUCAAGAAACCAGUGUGUGUUAAAAUACGCUGCAGGAAAUAUUAAAUGAGACCUAAACAAAGAUCACAUAGAGGAUCAGAGUCUACCAAAACCUAUAAAGCCCAGGAUACUUCAUUUUUCAGUAAGCUAAAAUAAUGAAGUCGUCAUUAAAAAUACUUUCAAUUUUAAUGAAAAAAGGACGAUGUUUUCAUUUUUAAGUCAUGCCUUAAAUAUAGUACUCUAUAAAUUGGGUUUUCCUACAGUGUAUUUAUUACUGUACACUAACCACAGAGUACCAUGAGUAUUCUUUAUGUGAGGAAUACUACCUUCUAACAAACAUGAAUUAUCUUAAAAUGAUUUCCUCAUAGUAUUAGAGGACCCAUGAAAGAUAUACCAAUGCAGCUCACUACUUUCAUAAGAGAAAAAAAAACAACCUAUUUUUCAGAUCAGACCUGCAGCAGCAAAAGUAUUAUCUAAAGUGGCAUACAAAAGAACCAAAACAAAAUUGAGUAGCAUUCAUUUUUUUUCUGCAAUCCACUUCCUAAUACAUUUAACUACGGAGAUUUCUGUGUAAAGAUUAGGACUCCAACCUGCACCCGAAAGACAUCAGCUUUCAGCAACACCAAAAAAUCCCCUGGAUACUUAGCUGCCUGUGAAGAUCUGUUCUGUGUGACUCAGAUAUGAAGUUGUCUUUAUGCACAGUUCUCUAGAGAAAUAAAAUAUCUACAGAUACAAUCCCUUGCCCGCCAUACCGUUGAUGAGUCACUGAUGGCACAUUUUUGCCGACUAAUUGGAAGUAUGCAUUCCCUGAGGCCUUCUACCUUCACUCAGGAACAAGAACGUCUUCGCCCACAAAUUUGAAGUGUGAUCCUCGAACCUCAUACAGGAACAAGCUUUCCUCUGUUAGCACAAACUCUUCUUAAAUUAUAUCUCUAACUGUAAUUUAAGCCACCAUUCUUUUAUAGGAGACACAUCAACAAGACUACCAUCGUGUGAUUCUUAAUUGGAAGACCACACCCAAAUCUCUUAGAAAGCAGACAGAGAGAGGGAAAUGUGGUUCUUCUUAUACAACUGCUUUCUGGUUGUUUGGUUGUUUUUUUUUUUUUCUGUGCUUUUUUUCAAGGAAAAAAAAAAAAA